AUGGCGGAGAUUCCUUUCGGAACUUUGUUAUGGGUAGCUGCGAGACCUCUUCUCCGACUUUUCAUAUGCGUCGCGUGUGGGUACGGUAUUACAAGGGCUGGUUUUUUUCCUGCGAUUGCGACUCGCGGCGCCGUGCAAGUGGUUUUGAACAUUACUUUGCCUAGCUUGAUAUUCUCGAGGGCUUCAUCUGCAUUAAAUGCGGAGAAUGAUGCAGCUUUUGGACCGCUGAUAGUGAUUGCAACCAUCUACAUGGCAAUAGGCUUCGCAUUAUCUCUGUUUAUCAAGCAAUUUUUCUGGGUUCCAUAUCGGUUUCGGUACGGUAUCCUUGUUGCCGGGGGUUGGGCGAGCAGUUGCGAUAUAACAAUUUCGGUCAUGAUGGACAUAAUGGCCUCUCUCCCUUUCGACGGAGUCCACGAUCAAGACCUCGCGGUAACAUACGUCGGCGCCUUUUGUGUCAUCUACUACCUGACUAUGUUUACGUGCGGGCGCAACUUAAUCGAGCGUGAUUUUAUUGGAUCUGAUACAGAUGGCGGGGAAAUACAUGAACCAUGCCGGGCCAAACGUUGGAAGUUGCUCGUGGUUUUUUUACGCCGGGCGAAAUUUGUUUCCUCUUCCGCAACUGGGGAAAAAUAUGACUUGGAGAGGAAUGCCUACGGUGACCAAAUGUCUAGCAAAGAUCUCUCCCUGCAACUGUCAUCGUUGGAGCAUUCACAGGCAGUUUCCCCAUUAGCGUCGUCAACCAUUGUGCAGCAUGACAUACUGUCUGGCCAAUGCGAUGAAACGCAACCGUCCAUGGAUGCAGAACCGCACAUCAUACCAGCGUCCACAGAGAACUCUGCUCCAAACCAACCCCGCUCUGCCAUGCGAUACAUGAACUUCCUUGGCAGUCUUUCAUCCCCUGUCUUGUUCUCUGUGGUGGUUUCGCUCAUUGUCUCUAGAAUGUCGGCUGUGAAGGCAUUGUUUAUCCCUAAUGUAUCAGGAACGAACAUUCCACCAGCUCCUGAUGGACAACCCCCACUGGCAUUCGUAAUGGAUACAGCGGACUUCUUGGGAGCAGCCAAUUCUCCCAUUGGACUGAUUAUUCUUGGAUCUGCACUCGCGAGAAUGAGUGUCCCUCGCGGACGCUGGACUUCACUGCCCCUUGGGGCCAUCGGAGCUCUUGCUGUUAGCAAACAGCUCAUCAUGCCAGUCCUCGGAAUUUCCAUCUGCGAAGGAUUCACUCGGAUAGGAUUCAUUGAUGCUGAAGAUAAAGUGCUCAGAUUUGUAUGCAUCUUCGUAUCAUGUUUACCCAUAGCAUCGACCCAAGUGAUCCUGACGCAAGCAUGCUCUGAUACAAACACAACAGAUCAUCUUGCUGCGUUCUUGCUACCCCAGUUGAUCCUCAUGUUUGGGGUGAUGACCGUAUUGAUGGCCUUUACACUCGACCUUCUCUUUUGCUAG
Messenger RNA from Suillus subaureus, 1440 nucleotides. Its product is annotated as auxin efflux carrier. Lineage: Eukaryota; Fungi; Basidiomycota; Agaricomycetes; Boletales; Suillaceae. The record is from RefSeq and is a predicted model, not a curated record. Gene Ontology annotation, cellular component: membrane. The coding region runs from base 1 to 1440 and encodes 479 amino acids. Gene Ontology annotation, biological process: transmembrane transport. The transcript is spliced from 8 exons.